AUGAAUGCAGUGCAUUCUCAGUGUUUAUGUACAUACACUCUCUCUCUCUCUCUCACACACACACACACGUUUUUCAUUAUUUUCAUUAUUUAUUCAGAAACAUUUAGGAUGCAAAGCAACAGUUUAAAAACCAUGGGGAAUGCAAACAUUUACCCUGGAUUGUAACCUGCACCUGUCAAAGUGGUCACACAAGUGGAUUCAAAGAAAUCCCGCCUCUUGGUGUAAUCCCGCCCUUCUAUUGGUUGACUCCACUGCACCUGUUUGCCGCUUUAUCCAAUCACAACUGGACGUGCCGUUUCAAGAUGGCGGCGUCCAUCGCGAAGUAUCAUCCUCUCACUUUUUGUUGACAAAAACAGCAGAACUGAAUCGCUUAAACAGUGCGAGCUCGUGUAAUGCAGCACACAAAAAAGAAGUGCACAGCUUUGAAUGUCCACCCCUGGAGGAAGCAUGUCUUCGCUGUAUGUUUUAAUGUUUAUUUAGGGAGAAAUACACGGCUCUGCAGCCAUGGCCGCCGACAAUAAAAUUCAUUUCUGGAGGAGGAACGCGAAGGGUCCCGGAAGGAUUCUGAAAGACACUCCAAAGUCAAACGCUGUGAGCGUCAAAUCAAAGAAGCCAUCCACUUUCCAUGAGUUUGCACGCAGCACCAACGAUGCCUGGGACAUAGACGACGUGGAAGACAGCGGGUUCUUCACUCCGACACACUCCACUUCUGUUCCUGUGCAGUCACACUCCACAGUCAAAGCACCCCAUCUGAAAGAGACCAAUCGUGUGAUGGAUAAAGAGCCAGAGCCAAGACCAGGGGACAGAUUGGAAGCAGGAAGCGGAGAGGUCUGCCGAGAUCAGCUGAAGUCUGACAGUGAUUCGGUAAAUGGCAGAGUGGUGAAGUCCAGCAGUGACGUCCAGCUGAACAGUAAUUCAGAGCGCAGCACUCUACAGAAGCAACAGUCUCUCCCCAUGCGUCCCAUCAUCCCUCUGGUGGCCCGCAUUUCAGACCAGAAUGCAUCUGGAGCUCCACCCAUGACCGUGCGAGAGAAGACCCGACUGGAUAAGUUCAGGCUGCUGCUGGCCAGUCCCAACACAGACCUGGAGGACUUACGGAAGCACAGCUGGUCAGGGAUCCCGAGAGAAAUGCGCCCCAUCACUUGGAGACUUCUAUCAGGCUACCUGCCGGCUAAUAUGGAACGUAGGGAGCUGGUUCUCCAAAGGAAGCGAGAGGAGUAUUUUGGCUUCAUCGAGCAGUAUUACCACUCCAGAACAGACGAGCACCACAGAGACACCUACCGACAGAUUCACAUUGAUAUCCCUAGGACGAAUCCGCUGAUUCCAUUAUUCCAGCAGCCGCUGGUACAGGAGGUCUUUGAGAGGAUUCUGUUUAUCUGGGCGAUCCGACAUCCAGCCAGCGGCUAUGUGCAGGGCAUCAAUGACCUCGUCACACCUUUCUUCGUCGUCUUCCUGUCUGAGUUUGUGGAGGAGGACAUGGAGAACUUUGAAAUGGCUGCUUUGCCUUUGGAAACACAACGCAACAUUGAAGCUGACAGCUUCUGGUGUAUGAGCAAGCUGCUGGAUGGAAUACAGGAUAAUUACACAUUUGCUCAGCCUGGUAUUCAGAAAAAAGUGAAGGCUCUGGAGGAGCUCAUCAGCAGGAUUGACGAGGACGUGCACCUGCACUUCCAGAAGUGUGAGGUGGAGUACCUGCAGUUCGCCUUCCGCUGGAUGAACAACCUGCUGAUGAGGGAGCUGCCGCUGCGCUGCACAAUCCGCCUGUGGGACACGUACCAGGCCGAGUCAGAGGGCUUCUCACAUUUCCACCUGUACGUCUGUGCAGCGUUCCUCAUCAAGUGGAGAAAAGAGAUCCUCUCCAUGCUGGACUUCCAGGGUCUGCUGAUGCUUCUACAGAACCUACCCACGAUACACUGGGGCAACGAGGAGGUGGGUUUACUCCUCGCCGAAGCCUACAGACUUAAAUACAUGUUCGCGGACGCUCCCCGCCACUACAAGAGAUGAGGACGUUCAGAACCGAGCAGCUACUCAGUACUGACUCAAUAACGAACACGAUGAAGUGACCCGACCCACAUUCUGUCUGUUUCUGUCCCGUCUGCGUGGGCGAGGCGUUCCUUUAAUCUUCUUUUACUUCAGCUUGAAUGAGUGGAAAUCCAGAAAUCCAGGCUGCUACUCGGCACCGGGCUGAACGUAUGGAUCAAAUAAACCGAAGGUCAAAAGUCCCUGCACUGGAAAUGAUCUCGGAAACUUCAUCUCAUCCUCAGGUUGUGUGUGUUUUGUUUUUGUUUUUUUUAAAUUAAUAACCAGAGACAGAGGAGGGAAAUGGAUUCUGGGCGGUUUUAUG
Molecule: messenger RNA, 2344 nt
Organism: Ictalurus furcatus (blue catfish)
Lineage: Eukaryota; Metazoa; Chordata; Actinopteri; Siluriformes; Ictaluridae
Gene: tbc1d22b
Product: TBC1 domain family, member 22B
Exons: 12
Coding region: 505-2004 (499 amino acids)
Biological process (GO): activation of GTPase activity
Molecular function (GO): GTPase activator activity
Source: RefSeq, a predicted model, not a curated record